This is a messenger RNA of Meira miltonrushii, 2682 nucleotides long. RefSeq lists its product as uncharacterized. Gene Ontology annotation, molecular function: protein binding. The transcript has a single exon. NCBI's taxonomy places the organism in Eukaryota, Fungi, Basidiomycota, Exobasidiomycetes, Exobasidiales, Brachybasidiaceae. The record is from RefSeq and is a predicted model, not a curated record. The coding region runs from base 107 to 2593 and encodes 828 amino acids.
CAUGUUGAUCUAUUGUAAGUAAAAUCUAUAAGAUUACAUCAAGAUCACAACCAUCAUUCAACGGUCAACCUAACAAGGCAAUCAACUAAAUACAAAGAUUGCCAUCAUGGCGGGACCUUCCCAGUUACCGGAUUUACCGUUAUUCUUCGGAAAUGAUUCACCUUUUCCCCCAAUGGCUGCAACACCAAGGCAAGUUUCAGGUGGAAGUCAAUUUCAUCAACAACCAUCUCAACAGCCAAAGCUAAAUCCAAAUGCUCCACCAUUACCACCUUCACGCAAUGAAGCAUUACAACGUGAACAGCAAUAUCGAAGACAACAAGCAGCACAACAAUUUCACAAUCAACAAAGACCACCACCACCACCUCAAUCAGGAUAUCCACAAUAUGGCAACGGACCGGGAAUGAUGAUGCCCAGACCUCAGCAUAUGGCUCCACCCGUACAGCCUAUGCCACAAAAUCACAUGUCCGCUGGACCGGGAAGAAGCAUCACACCGAGACCACAAGCGAUGAUGAAUGCGCAACCACUAAGUCCAAAGAUGAACCAUAAUCCGCCGCCUCAUCAACAGUCAUUUGCGCCUGCACAGUUUGCGCCAUCUAGACCGAUGCCAAUGCCAAGUCCUGCUCCACAACGAUCUCUCUCGCCUGCUCCGCCAUCGAACAAUCUAUCAAGCUCGAUGAAUUCAAUGCAUUUGGACAACUCCAGGGCUCAGCCUGCACCUCCUCCACCAAGACAAAGGCAACAGAGCGAUCAUGGAUCUAUUCAGCCACAACCUGCGGGCACUCGAGAUUCUAUUUCAAGUGCAUCAGGAAGCAACUCAGAUCCUUCAAGCUUGAAUGUAGUUCUACCCGAUCUGGACGAAUUGACACGUAGACGGGAUAUAGCAUUUGCAAGUCAAGAUGAACGUCAAAAAGCUGCAUGGUGCAAAGAAGUGUUUAAGUUUGUAGAACGUAAAUUGGACGCACAACGUAUCAGCGAUCCUGCUCUGAUUCAAUUGAUCGAUCAGGCAAUGAAUGUGAUCAAUCGCGCGGCCAAUUCACAACCUCCCUUGGCAGACGCAUUGUACCUAAGAGGUGAUCUCUUAGCAUCUGGAUCUUUCCCCUCUUAUCAUCCCAAGGAUUUGCGUGCUGCAUUCAAUGAUUUCGAGUUGUCUGCACGUAUGGGAUAUGCGCCAAGCUGGUUCAGAAUCGGUAGGGAUUAUGAAGUUUUGGGCGAUAUGACAAGGGCCAGGGAUGCAUAUGAAAGAGGAUGUAGCGUGCAGGAUAUCGGUUGUAUUUACCGAAUGGGAAUGGCAAACCUUCUCGGACAGCUUGAGCUCGGAGCAGACCACUCUCGUGCUAUACCUUUAUUGAAAGAGGCUGCUGAUCUUGCCAAUUUGGAUUCGCCACAGCCUAGCUACGUUUUCGGUAUGUUAUUGGCGGGCGAGUUUAGUCAUGUGAAAGUUUCCCACGAACUUUUGGACUCUGCUGUGGAUCCGCAAAAACGCAAUCAGCCAGGCAGUCGUGAACAAGAAGCCAGAAAACGUAUUCAACGAGCAGCUUAUCUCAAUUUCGCACCUGCUCAAUACCGAAUGGGCUGGCUUCAUGAAUAUGCUCAAUUGGAGUGCGCUUUUGAUCCUUUACUUUCGGUGCAAUACUACAGUCUGGCAUCGCAGGGUGGUGAGGUAGAAGCAGAUUUAGCAUUGAGCAAAUGGUUCUUAUGCGGAGCAGAGAAUUGUUUCGAUAAGAAUGAAUCACUCGCCUUUACGUUUGCAGACAAAGCAGCCGCAAAAGGAUUACCGACUGCUGAAUUUGCAAUGGCGUAUUAUUUCGAGAUCGGUGUUGGAUGUGAGAAAGACUUAGACGUAGCACGAAAGUGGUACAAGAGAGCCGCUUCGCAUGGCAAUAAAGAUGCACAAGAUCGUUUGGAUGCCUUGGCCGGACCUGAACCUAAUGCACUUUCAAGAACGCAACACGAAGCGCACAUCGAUACCAAGUUACAGAGAAAACGUACAGAAGCGAAGAUGCUGUCCGAUCGUCGAUCACAAGUUUCUAAUGCCAAAGGCCAAAAUGUUAAGCCACCUCCAAUGCCACAACCACAAAGCACUCCUGCACCCGCCCAGCAGCGUCCAACACAACCUCCUUCGAGAGAUCUUAGAAGAAAGCAAACGAUGAGGAUGGUCGAAGAGGUUGUGGCCAAUCGUCGUCCGAUGCCCGUACCGGAAAGCAGAGGAACUACACCUGCACCUUCAUCUGGCUUUAAUUCUACAGCAGCAUCUACGCCGCCUGUGAAUGCUUCGCCAAAUAGGGUCAACAAUGCAGUAAGACCUGCGAGACCACCACCCGGAAAAACAAUGUCAAACCAAAUGCCAGUACCCAAUGGUCCGCCUAGAAGAGGUUCUGGAACACCUCAACCCAUUCGUCCAUUACAAGCACAAGGAACAGGUUCAUCACCGCAAAAGCCGAUGAAUUAUAGCACACCACCACCAAACAAAGCCAACAUCCCAGUCAAGUCAACCGGAACGAUGGGACCCGACAAGAAAGUUUACGAAACUUUUGGUGAAAUGGGUUUCGCUUCUCAAGCAUCCAAAGAUGAUAAAGACUGCGUAAUUUGUUGAGACUAUGGAUACCGAAUUUUAAUAGAGGAAAUUGUAUUAUCAUCAUCAUCAUAUAUCAUUAUAUCAAUUGCACACACACAUGAUUUACC